Molecule: messenger RNA, 4575 nt
Organism: Colossoma macropomum (tambaqui)
Lineage: Eukaryota; Metazoa; Chordata; Actinopteri; Characiformes; Serrasalmidae
Gene: nexmifa
Product: neurite extension and migration factor a
Exons: 4
Coding region: 154-4113 (1319 amino acids)
Biological process (GO): negative regulation of cell adhesion mediated by integrin; negative regulation of neuron migration; negative regulation of cell-matrix adhesion
Cellular component (GO): nucleus
Source: RefSeq, a predicted model, not a curated record
AGAGAGGUGGGCAACAUGCUAAGACUAAGAGCGCAGCGCCGAGGAGGAAGAAGCGCCGUGACAAUCUGCUAAGAAAACGAUCAAAGGAAAACAAGCGGCGCGAGGUUGGACAGUAAUAAUGCCAUUUGUGAGAAGCAGACUUUCUCCAGAUUGAUGGAUGUUCUACAGGAGUCGCGAUUUGCAGGGCCAGAGCACUGCCCCAGUCCUCCAAACACAACCGACAAUGGCUCACUAGAUCAGCUCUCUGAUGAGUCACAUGCUCUGAGGCACCAUGGCUCGACUGAGCCUGCUCUUCUAGCUCCACCCGCUCUAGGUUCCUCGAGUCGGACGGCCGAGGUUCCCCUCAGCGUGACGGACCUGCACGAUGAAUCCGUCUCCAAUGCUGCUUCUGUCUCCUCUCUCUCCUCAUUCUCAUCUCUCUCCUCCCUCUCAUCCCUCUCUUCUGUCUCUGGCUCCAAGCCUGUGACUUCCUGGUCUGUGCCUCAGAGCUGCGAUAGGCCACCCCUUUCUAGCAUGGAUUCUGCGGGAGGAGACUGCCUGAGUUGUCUGAUUCCCAAGAACCAAACGUGUGAGUCCAUGCUUGAAUUAACCUCAGAGUUCCAGCCAUGCCCUGCCUCCAACAUCAGCAUGCAGUGCCUUGGUUCUGCCCAUAAUGCGGGGCGCUAUGGUGACCAAGUGCUGUCUGAUCAGUUGCUCAGCGGACCCACACAUGCAGCUGGAGUUAAUGAAAAUGCAGAGGGAGGGAAGUCAAUGCGAGAGAGCGAGUCAGAAGAUGACCCUGCUUCUAGGAGUAUAUAUGAGAGCCUGGGGGAGGAGGCACAGGAUUGGAGCUGUCUGGAGUCCCUGAUUAGUGAGAGCCGAAUGGAACUGUUGGACUUGUGUUCUCGCAGCGAGCUGGCAGUCAAUCUGUUCUGUGAGGAAGAUGUAGAAAGCUACAUGUUCCAGGAGGAGGAGGCGACCCUGGGUUCUGAUGUUUGUUCACUCAAAAUUCGCUACGAGUCCUACCCGGACGGAACACAAGAACGGACUGAGCCUCCUCUGCAAGAUGAAUCCCAGCUAGGUUUCUUUCCUGCUCUACCAACAGAGGACUUAAAAGAUAAGAGAGAUCUAUCGAGUGAGGACAAGGCAGACGCUCCAACGACCCCCAACAGCAACUUUCUUUUUGACCUCAGUAAUUCACCUGAGGACUCUGGUGAGUUCAGUGAUGACAGCUAUUGCACUGGCUCGUCUCCCGAUGCCUGGCAGGCCCAACGACCCCAUGGGCACCUGUCCAGGGAGAACUCCAGUUCCUCCUCCCAGCUUAGUUACCGCCUUCGCGCCAAGAGAAAGGUCCCUUACAGAGAAGAUUAUCUAUAUGACGUGGACUCCAUAGAGAGCGAGAAGAAUGCUGAAAAGCGGGAGAAGCAGUCUGUCGGACCAAAGAAGGAGCGGGACGACGACUGGUGCCCAAAGAAGCGACGCCGAUCCUGUCGGAAGGAGCCACCCGUGAUCAUUAAAUACAUCAUCAUCAACCGCUUUAAAGGUGAGAAGCACAUGGAGGUAAGGUUAAGUAAAGUGGACCCCUCAGUCAUGAUGGUGCAUCUUAGUCCAGAUAGCCUACUACACUACGAAAGACUGGCACCUCUGAAGGGCUACUGGCAGAAGAAGGAAAAGGAACAGCAGGAGCAGAACAAAUUAGCAGCUGCAGACAAAACCAAACGCCUCAAUGGCUGCAAGCGGCCACCGAGCACUAAUCCCAAGCGCAAACAAAGGUGUACAAGUAGACUCAGGAUUCAACGGAUCCAUGCAGUGGAGAGUUCAACCUUCAGCCAAACUGCAGCUGCCUCUUCUAACAAUGGACAAGAAGUGAAUGAAUCAGUAAAAAGCACACAGGAAAGCGCUGCACAUGAUGCCUUGGAAAAAGUGGAGACAGGCAACAUAGUACACCCAGCCAGGGCUAAGAGCAGAACUGAAGAGCGGGAGGAGCGGAGGAAGGAAGGCAAAAUAGGAAAGAUAAAAAAAUUUAAGAGUGAAGCCAGACUAGCCAGGUCUAAAAAGCUGAAAGAAGCACAGAAAGAGCAAAACUCCACUGCCUCUGAGCUUACAGAGUUAAGUUCUUGUUUACCUGAAAACCUUAGUAACUCUUUGGAAAGUAAUCUUAUCACAAACGAGACCUCGGUUGAAAAAUGCACUUUGAGCCCCACUGCCCCUGGAACUAACGGGAAUGUGGGACUCCUGCCUGGUGGAUAUCUUCAGACUCUCCUGGAAGUUUCUGAUUCUUCCAGCAAUGCCAAUGUCACAUAUUUCCCUACAGACCAGCAGCAGCCAGGGUUGCUACCAGUUGCAGCACCCCUGCAACCGGCUCAGACUUGUGUACUCUCCCCUCCCUCAGAGUCUGAGCUCCCUCAUUCGCCUCAGCCUCUCAAUCACAUUCCACACCACACACAGUAUCCUGAAACCAACCACAGUGAACAAACCUACCCAGUCACUUGGCCUUCCCAACCCACAGUUGAGCAGCUUUCAUUCUCUCCUGACAUCCCAACUCAAUCCCCAGUCAUGCCACCAGGCUUUCCCAAGCCAGUUCCCGUUUUAGUGGGGGACAGUGCAACAGUGACAGGGUAUGGCCAGAUACCACUGGGUGCCUGCCGGAUGCCUUUUGAAGAACCACUCCUACCAGAGCCCCACUCUGAUACUGAUUAUGGGCUCAGCCCAUCAGGGUCACGUGGUGAAAAUGGCAUGGGACGACUUGUCAGCUUUAACUCCUUGGGAUCCCUCUCUGCAGCUUCUAGCAACUACAGUUCCCUUAGCCUGAGAGAUGGAGAGAGGGAACGAGAAGAGGAGAUAAGUGAGAUCAACGACGGCUUCUUGUCACACUGCAGCCCGCGGCUAGUUCUGCAGCAGAGUCUUGAGGAAGUCACUCCCCUCAGAGAGUCCACUGACUUGCUUGACAUCUCUAACUUCACCCCUGACAAGUUCCGCCAUUCCUCAUUGUCGGAGAUGUCCCCACCUGACACGCCAAGCCCCUCUCCACAGCUGCUGGGAAACUGUGGGAAAGGAGGAGGUUUUCCAGAGACGGGAGGGUCUAAUGUGCGGUGGAACUCCAGUGCUGUCCCACAACUUGAGCAAGACACAUCUGGAAACACAUACCUCUCACAAACCUUCAAUACGGAGGAUGAGCAAGAAGGGCUUCAGGGUAGUAAGGGGUCUAAAAAGAAGAAUGGAAAGAAUGGACAAAGCACCAAAAAGAGCAAAACACCCAGAGCGCCAAAAAGUGAGAGGGUGAAGCUCCCGCGUCAGGGUUCUCGUUCUGCCAAGAAGAUCAAGGCAUUGCUGGAAGGGAAAGCGGUAAAAAGCGGGGAAGGAUUUGAAAGUGGUGCUCCCUCUCCAACUCCCUCGCUAAGCAUAAUGGGAGCUCAGGGGGAGUGGCCUAAUGCUGGAGGCUUGUCAGAUGAGGACCAGGGUGAGUUCCAAGAACCGUCAAACAUCCUGUCUAAUAUAGUCUCCGGCAUGGCCGAGGUACAGCGCUUCAUGCGGGCCUCAGUGGAACCACUUUGGGGACCUUGUUUGUCGCCAGGGCAGCAUGCUCUACAAAGCCAGACGCUCAAGAUUCUGGGUAGCAGUGUUGACCUGAAGAAACGGGGUGGGACUUCAGGGGCGGGUAGGGGGAGGAAGGGGGAAGGCCGUGGUGGUAAAACUUCACCAAAACUCCUCCCACCUGGUUUCUUCCCUCCUCUCGGUCUGGACUGCCUCCCGUUUCCGCAUCGGCCCGCCCACAAAAAGAUGUACCGCCACAAAAGCACCGCUAAGUUCGCCCGUGACGAACUUUUAGCGGGUAAAAGGGACAUUAAAGGAGUAGCGCUGACUGCCUUGGUAGAAAAACGGAGCUCUAGCAGUCUAUGUGUUCAAUCUGUGUCCCAACAUCAUCGUUUAAAACAAGCCCAGCACCCUGCUCUGUCUCUCAGCAAACGGUUGCCUUCAGUUGUUCAGGGGUUGAAGGUUGUUUUAAGUUUUCUGUUACCCUUGUUACUGUGCCAACUAUUCAGAAUGAUGCAUUUUGGGAACCCCAGAAGUAGCGUCUGUUUAGGAAAGAACGUCAUACUUUUGUAUAAGACGCGACUGCGUCUCGAGUCUUAAUGUACUUGCUGUCUUUAAUAUAAUGUUUAUUUACGAUUUAAGGAAGGGGUUUCACUUACCUGUGCCAUAGGCCGACUCCCCUCUGCCAGUAUCUAAAUGCUGUUGUACAGGAACAUAUGCACUAUUUACAAAAUAAGAUUAUAUCAAACAUGUUUAAAUUAAUGUGCCAAAAUAUGAACAAUUAAGUGUACAGACAUUUUUAUCUACAUAAAUAUUUGUUGUUUUUUAAUGUGGUGAUGGUUGUGGGAGUGUAUGUUUGUGAGCCUGGGGUGGGUUGGAAAAUAAUUUUGGAUUUACUGUUGUUACAUAUGCAGACAUCAGUUGUGAAGUCAUCUGUACAAUCUGGAAAAAGACGUCAUUGUUUUCCAUUAUUUUGUUUGAUUUUAACACCUUUAGUGAGCAGAAAAAAGAGAAACUGAGCUGAGCUUGGGGACAGUUAAAGGGGAUUUCUGUGUAAUUCAA